AUGACCCGCGCCGCUGUCUCCGGCAUGUCUCGAGCUGUUAUCCGCAGCCUCCGUCUCCCCUCUGCUGCCCCUUCCUCAGCUACGUCGUCAAGGAGAUCGCUUCUUUCCAACACCCACAGCUGUCUCCGUCCCACGAAGCCGUUUACCAUCCAGAGCCGGAGAUUCCUCACCACAACGUCCAAGACGGCCCGCGGCAUAAUGCCUGACACCGACGAGCCCCGGAGAAAAGACGAACCUGCAGAGACCGAAGUACACAAGAACGUCGCCACGCUCACCGAGGGCCAAUACCAUGAACUGGCCGACACAUACCUUGACGUCGUGGUGACCAAGCUGGAAGACCUGCAGGAAGUGCGCGAAGGUCUAGAUGUCGAAUACGCUAAUGGUGUUCUCACCUUGACUGUCCCAGAAAUAGGGACCUAUGUGCUCAACAAACAGCCGUUUAAUAAACAGAUCUGGCUCUCGUCCCCCAUCUCCGGCCCCAAGCGCUACGACUGGGUUGUCCUGGGCGAGGGCCAGAACGAGAAGGAGGACACCGCCUCGGGAAAUUGGAUCUACGCCCGCGACGGGUCGACCCUCGAUGAAGUGUUCAUGAAGGAGCUGAACGUUGAUCCCAGCCCGGAACCGUCGUCCUAUGGUGCCUAG
This is a messenger RNA of Sodiomyces alkalinus F11, 642 nucleotides long. Its product is annotated as Frataxin. The coding region runs from base 1 to 642 and encodes 213 amino acids. Gene Ontology annotation, cellular component: mitochondrion. Gene Ontology annotation, biological process: iron incorporation into metallo-sulfur cluster; intracellular iron ion homeostasis. Gene Ontology annotation, molecular function: iron chaperone activity; ferric iron binding; ferrous iron binding. NCBI's taxonomy places the organism in Eukaryota, Fungi, Ascomycota, Sordariomycetes, Glomerellales, Plectosphaerellaceae. The record is from RefSeq and is a predicted model, not a curated record. The transcript has 2 exons.